GGUGUGUUUUCUUUCUUCUUCAUUUGAGUUCUCUCUCUGUUCUAUUAUCGAGAAAUUCGGUGCGGUUUGGUGUUUGAUUGAUAGAUUCUCACCUUCUCUCUCUGGAGUCUUGAAUGUGAGUGGAUUUUCUUCUUCUUCUUUCUCUUGCUUCUUAAUGGAGGAUUGGGGAUCCGUACGAUUUUUAUGUAAUCAUGAUGAUUUUUUUACAUUCCAUUGAACAACACUAAUAGCUUCAAAGAUCUAAUAGCUUCAAAGAUCAAAGCUUUUCCUUCUCAGUCGUGCAGAGAUGUCAGGGGUGGACGAAAUUGGUGCAAAUGAUGAAAGCAGAGAUAGAAAGUCUGAUUUUGAUAACUCUGAGGAUGAAAGAAGGAGAUCCAAAAUUGGGAAUCUUAAAAAGAAGGCCAUAAAUGCAUCCAACAAGUUCACUCAUUCUCUUAAGAAAAGAGGGAAGAAGAAAAUUGAUUACAGAGUUCCUUCUGUAUCCAUUGAGGAUGUCAGGGAUGCAAAAGAGGAAGCUGCCGUGCACGAAUUUCAUCAAAAACUUCUUUAUAAGGAUUUGUUGACUCCUAGGCAUGAUGAUUAUCAUACUUUGCUGAGAUUCUUGAAAGCUAGAGAGUUUAAUAUUGAGAAAACAAUCCAGAUGUGGGAGGAAAUGCUUAAAUGGAGGAAAGAGUUUGGAACAGAUACCAUUCUAGAGGAUUUCGAUUUUGAAGAGCAAGAGGAAGUAUUGCAAUACUACCCCCAAGGGUACCAUGGAGUUGACAAGGAAGGGAGACCUGUUUAUAUCGAGCAGCUAGGAAAAGCCCAUCCAAGUCGGCUUUUGAAAAUCACGACCAUAGAUCGAUAUCUAAAGUACCAUGUCCAAGAGUUUGAGAGAGCUCUAUUGGAGAAAUUCCCUGCUUGUUCAAUUGCUUCAAAGCGACAAAUCUGUUUAACAACUACCAUAUUGGAUGUACAAGGACUGGGCAUGAAGAAUUUUAGCAGGACUGCUGCAAAUCUUCUGGCUGCCAUGAGUAAAAUAGACAACAGUUAUUACCCUGAGACAUUACAUAGAAUGUAUAUAGUCAAUGCUAGUCCUGGAUUCAAGAAGAUGCUUUGGCCUGCUGCUCAGAGAUUCCUCGAUGCAAAGACAAUUGGGAAGAUAAAUGUCUUGGAGCCCAAAUCUCUCUGUAGGCUACUGGAGGUCAUCGACUCUAGUCAGUUGCCAGAUUUCUUAGGAGGGUCAUGCUCUUGCUCUACAGAUGGAGGGUGUCUUAGAUCCAAUAAAGGACCAUGGAAUGAUCCAGAUAUAAUGAAGCUUGUACAUAAUACGGAGGCAAUAUUUGUGAGGCAAAUUACCAGUGUGUUGAAUGACCAGGAUAACUAUGAAUCUUAUGUACAAAUACAACCACUAAAGGGAAUGACCAGUGACACAUUAGUAGCGGAGUCUGGAUUAGAGAUGGAUGAGCGUUCUCCAACUGGACGAACAAGCUCUGCAUUUUGUUGUUUGGCACCUGUUCAUGAAGAAGUGAAGGUGUCAGAUCCAAAUGCUUAUUAUAGAUGCGAUGACGGUUUCCCUAGGAUUGAGAAAACUAUAGAAAGUGACCAAGGACCGAUAUAUUCCCCGGAUCAGUUGCCCAAUUCUAGUAAUGUGGAUAGCCAAUCUCAUCAAAGAGCAUAUUUUCUUUCACAAGGGACGUCAAUCACACAUUUGUUAGACUCUGUUAAGGAAAAGUUUGGGAGGACUGUUCAUUCUGUGGCAAAAAUGCUAAUAAUUUUAUUGGUUAGACUGGCUGCUUUUAUUCGCACUGUUAGAUUUGAAUCUUGGAGAAGGCCAAACUAUAUUCAUCCUUCCAAUAUGAUGGAGCCCAACAGGAAUAGCCAUUCAAAUUCAACAGUGCAAGAAGCAGUUAAUGAAGAAGACCAUGUCCGUCCUUGCAUUGAACGUCUUCAGAAACUUGAGAAAACAUUUGAGGAACUUAGCAACAAGCCUGCUGUAAUUCCCGUAGAAAAGGAGAAAAUGCUCAUGGAAUCUCUGGACCGGAUCAAAUAUAUUGAGUUUGACCUCGACAAAACAAAGCGAGUCCUACAUGCUACAGUAGUGAAGCAACUUGAGAUUGCUGAGUGGCUGGAUAAUAUACGAGCAUCUAAAUAUAAUCAACGAAGAUUGUUGUGUGGAGAUUGACCUAUGUUUUAGAUCAUGUGAGACCGAGGCUCUUGGAGUAGGAGCUUGAUGCUGGCAAAGCUCAUCAAGAGGGGCCAGCUUCCCCGGCGGCACUGCACAGUCGAUAAUGAAGCAUAGGGGAUGGACUUUUACAUUGUAGCUUCUUCUUCUCCUCCUUUUAACCACUUGCUGUAAGUAUGACAUAAUGAAGUUAUAGUUGAUCAGUACGUUUUUUUUUCUGAAGCACAACUUUGAAACUGUGCAUGUAGAGAGAAAAAAAUAUUCAUGUAUCAGUGAACAUCAUCUUGCAAUUUUCACAUGCUGCAGGAUUUUUGUUUCCUUGUCAUUGUAUUCGAGUAUGUCCUGCUUUAACUGUAAAAACGAAGCUUGUAAAAUGGAAUUUUGAACUCUUAUCUUCCACUGAGACAGCCACAAACAAUACAGAAGUCCAAGAGAACAUAAAAAUGCUUACACUAUUAACCCAUCUUCACCAUCUGGGACUGAAGAGUGACCAUUCAAAACCAGACCUUGAAAACAGAACAACCAUUAAGAUUCAUAUCCAGGCAAGCGCUCUUUUGAGGUGUGGUCGUUUCCCCUUCCUACUCCAUCAUUGUGAAUUGGAUUUCCUUAUUACUAAAAAAAAAUUGGAUUUCCUUCAAGUGCUAUAUAGGUACAGUCUGUGUAGGUCACCUCUUGGUGCUGAAAAGAUUAUCAUUAUGGGUUUCUUAGCAGGCAAAUUCUUGGGUCAUAAAGCGUCCACCCAUGUGCAGCUUAAUUAAGUUGAUUCCAGCCAGCCUGCUGUCACGGCCAUGGAAUCGAAUUAGGGUUUGGGUUGUGAAGAUUUUGGGGUUUCUGGAGGAAUUUGGGGAAUCGAGGGUUUCUGAAAUUGAUUUGGGAAUUUUGGAAGUGGAGUUGGGUGUUGAAGAUGAUACCCGAUCAUCUUUAGUGCAACGUCGUCGCAUUGGUAAAAUAGAACGGUGUCGUUUAGUUAAUGGGGAGGUAAUGCUGUAUAAUAGGUAUUGGGCUGAAGACAGGUCCAAUAGUAUGGAUUGUUGGUGUGUAUUCCAUUUCGUUAACCCUGUAAUUAGUCAGCAGGGAAGUCAAUAGUAUAA
Hibiscus syriacus is the source of this 3255-nucleotide messenger RNA. Its product is annotated as phosphatidylinositol/phosphatidylcholine transfer protein SFH13-like. The record is from RefSeq and is a predicted model, not a curated record. The transcript has 15 exons. Lineage: Eukaryota; Viridiplantae; Streptophyta; Magnoliopsida; Malvales; Malvaceae. Bases 287 to 2164 code for a protein of 625 amino acids.